AUGAGCCGCCUUGGGACGCCUUCUCCUCCUACUGCUCGGGCGCUUCGGUCUAUUGUCACCGUAAUACAAGGACCAAGCUCGCGCAACACAGCCCCAAGGGUGGGGGGAGAGAAACCUCGACGUUCGCUGAACACAACCGCAUUCUUCGCUGUCUCUAGUUUAAUUGCCAUUUGCACAGCCUUGGGCGUGGCUACCAACUCUGUGAAGGAGAAGGCUGAUGUUGUUUUGCGGUUUUUCGUCGGAUUCACUGAAAUCGUCUUUGUCAUAAUGAGAAAAAUAUUUUGGUUCGCACCUAUAGGCAUUGGCAGUCUUAUCGCUUCCGCCAUCGCUGGAAUCACGGACAUUACCGAAGCGUUUUCUCGUCUCGGGCUGUUUGUCUUGACGAUACUUGUCGGCCUUCUCAUCUACUCGCUUAUCGUUCUUCCCUUGAUUCUCUUUGUCCUGACCAGAAGAAACCCGUUUGCCUUCAUCGUUUCCAUCGUCAGAGCCUGUUUAAUGGCAUUCGCUACCUCAUCUUCAGCGGCAGCGAUCCCGGAUAUGCUUAUAGCUUGUGAGGAAAAGAAUCAUAUAGAUAAACGAGUGACUCGUUUUGUGAUUCCUCUAUGUGCGACCUUGAACCGCGACGGUAGCGCCCUCUACGUCGCGUGUGCGGCAGUUUUCGUGGGUCAGAUGAUGUUGGGGUCGAUUUCUGUCGCCGAAGCAUUUGUGAUUUGGAUUCUAACUUCUGUUGGUUCUUUGGCCAUUCCACCUGUGCCGAGUUCCGCCUUAGUGACGUUAAUAAUAAUUCUGACGUCAUUGGGCAUCCCGUCCGAUGGAAUAAGUCUGUUGUUUGCCAUUGAUUGGCUUAUGGACCGUUUCAGAACCUAUUGCAACAUCAUAAGUCAGACGUUUUGUGCGGCUGUGACGUACCAGUUCUGCAAGAAAGACUUGGCACAGAUCGACCAGGCAGACAGUCAUCAAGAGACCCAGAUAACCUGAUGCAUCCAUGCUGUUAGGUGCGGAUCCAGAAGUGUGUGUGUGUGUGUGUGGGUGGGUGUGGGGGGGGGGGGGGUGUCGAGCGGCGUGCCACCUCUAGUUCCGCCGACAAUGUAGCACCCACCCCUAUCACAAGACCCAGGAUCUGAAUCUUGUUGUCAUUAAUGCUGUGAACGCAUUUAUCUUAAAGUAGGCACGCUGUAAUUCUGUGGAUAGAUCCAGAGAAAGUGUCUGCUCAUUAAAGUAACAAUAAUUCAACUUUACUUCAUUUCACACGUCAUCAGGCACAGCGGACGCAAGUAGACAUUGGAAGGGAUGGGGGUGGGUUGGCUGACUGAGAUAAAGGCGCAAAGCAAAAUUGUAGGGGGUUCAAGGAGUAUGCUUCCCCGUAACAUUUUGAAAACUAGAUAUCUUGAAAUGCAAUUUCCUGCAUUCUAGAAGUAAAAUGCAUUUCUAAAUUAAGAUUUACUACCAAUCAUAUUUUUGAUUCAGAAUUAAUGGAGGGGCUAGAGCCCCCCACCCCAGCUCCCACCUGCUUCGCCGUGCCUGUCAUGGAUGGAGUUAUCAGCAUUAGGUGAAAACCUAUUUCAUAAAACAGGAACAAGAGAAUGUUCUGUACCGGGUUUGGGGUAUUUAUUUUAAUUAAUUGAUUAAAUUAAAAUAUUUUAUUUGGUAUUUGGUAUCUGAGUAUUUGUCUAUAGUCUGUCCCAUCCUCCUCUAAUUUUGUUUUGUAAAUAAUUUCGGUUUGGUUUGAUAUAUGAAGUAGUAAGAAAACGACGCUUCCAGCGUUAUGGCCACCAAUUUCGUUAAGUGUAGUCUUGAUACGAGAUAACUCUAUGUGAUUAAUUUCACUACAGAGGGAGCAACAAGAAAAUAAUCUGAAUUAUCUCAUCAUAGCAAGAUUAUACCAGUCGAUAA
This is a messenger RNA of Gigantopelta aegis, 1893 nucleotides long. RefSeq names its product excitatory amino acid transporter 3-like. NCBI's taxonomy places the organism in Eukaryota, Metazoa, Mollusca, Gastropoda, Neomphalida, Peltospiridae. Bases 1 to 978 code for a protein of 325 amino acids. Gene Ontology annotation, biological process: L-glutamate transmembrane transport. Gene Ontology annotation, cellular component: plasma membrane. The transcript has 6 exons. The record is from RefSeq and is a predicted model, not a curated record. Gene Ontology annotation, molecular function: glutamate:sodium symporter activity; neutral L-amino acid transmembrane transporter activity; L-glutamate transmembrane transporter activity.